Molecule: messenger RNA, 933 nt
Organism: Suncus etruscus (white-toothed pygmy shrew)
Lineage: Eukaryota; Metazoa; Chordata; Mammalia; Eulipotyphla; Soricidae
Product: olfactory receptor 11G2-like
Exons: 1
Coding region: 1-933 (310 amino acids)
Biological process (GO): G protein-coupled receptor signaling pathway
Cellular component (GO): membrane
Molecular function (GO): olfactory receptor activity; G protein-coupled receptor activity
Source: RefSeq, a predicted model, not a curated record
AUGAAUGAGUCCAGCAAAGAAAUCAUCACUUCUGUUAGCUACUUUAUUCUCCUUGGCUUUUCCUCUAGCCCAGAAAUGCAGCUCCUCUACUUUGGGAUCUUCUCAAUAAGCUACACCCUAACCCUGAUGGGGAAUGCAACUAUUGCCUGUGCUGUAAGGUGGGACCGACGCCUUCACACACCUAUGUACAUCUUCUUGGGAAACUUCUCUCUCCUGGAAAUAGUUUAUGUUACCACAACUGUCCCUAACAUGCUGGCCAACUUCCUGUCCACCACCAAGUCUAUCUCUUUCGUGAGCUGUUUUGCACAGUUCUAUUUCUUCUUCUCAUUUGGGUGUGAUGAGGCUUUCUACCUCUGCAUCAUGGCUUUUGACAGGUACCUUGCCAUCUGCCAUCCACUACAUUAUCCGCGUAUUAUGACUAAACAGCUGUACACCGGUCUUGCCAUCUUGGGAUGGUCGGGUGGUUUCAUCUUUUUUCUAGCUCCAGUUAUUCUCAUCUCACGGUUGCCCUUCUGUGGCCCAAAUAUCAUUGACCAUUUUAUAUGUGACCCUGUACCACUGAUGAUGUUAGCCUGUUCUGAAGACAGCAUUACCCAAUUCAUUUUUUCUACUCUCAAUGUUAUUACCAUGAUCGGUACCUUUCUCUUUGUUCUGUGCUCCUAUACUCUAGUGAUUCUGUCUGUGCUAAGAAUGCCCUCGACAGCCAGCAAACACAAAGCUUUUUCCACUUGUGCUUCUCAUCUGGCAGUGGUCAUCCUGUUUUUUGGAUCAGUUAUGAUAAUGUAUAUCGGCACUGGAUCAGGGCACCCUGUAGAAAAGCAAAAAAUUAUUACUAUAUUUUAUUCUGUGAUAACCCCUCUCCUUAAUCCUUUAAUAUAUAGCCUCAGGAACAAGGAGAUGAAGGCUGCUCUAAGGAAAAUCUUCAGGAUUUAA